Leptomonas pyrrhocoris is the source of this 821-nucleotide messenger RNA. RefSeq lists its product as hypothetical. NCBI's taxonomy places the organism in Eukaryota, Euglenozoa, Kinetoplastea, Trypanosomatida, Trypanosomatidae. The transcript has a single exon. The coding region runs from base 216 to 821 and encodes 201 amino acids. The record is from RefSeq and is a predicted model, not a curated record.
AGUUCAUAUAGGUGGUGCAACUCCUGAUGUGUUUCCGCGUGCCGUGAGUGUGUUACGAAAACAUCUCUACCUUUUUCUUCCUACCUCUCUCUCCUCUCCAACACCGCACGCGAACGCCUGCUCAUUCCUGGCACGUUAUACAACGCUUUCGUGCGACACAAGUUUCUUCAUUUCUUCACUCUACCGACCCGAAAUUUGCAUCGAUACUCCCCGUGAUGGGCAGGCGGAGAAAGCAAAACAAGAAGGGCGGGGACAGCAACACCUCCACGCCCCCGCCCGAGGAGGCCGACAUCGAGGCGGAUGAGGGAGGCGCCUCCACGCUGAAAAACACGGAGCCGGCGAAGGUCGCAGACACACCGCCAGCUGCAGUUCCGGAGGACCCCGUAGGCACGACAAACGCAGCUGUGGACGCAGCCACGGAGGUGAUUGCCGAACCUGUGGAGGUGACAGCCACGACGGCUCCCGCUGAGGAGGCUGCACCCGUCACGGCCAAAGAUGCACCGCAGCCUCCCACUACGGUAGCGGCGGCGGCGGAGGCGCUAAACGGAGUAGCGGCGUUGAAUGCGUACGCGUUGCAGAACGCCACAGUUGGCGCUGCCCCCACGCCGGUCGCUCUACCGCCUGGAGGGCCGGCAAAGGAGGAGGACCACCCCCUCACUGAGGUGCCCAUCGCAGCCUCCGCAAACCCACCCCGCGCGGCCACCAAGAAGGUGGCGUUCAUUACUCCUGUCAUUAGCAGCGUUACGUCUGUGAGCGACGCAGAGGCACCGCGCGAGUCGAAUUGCAUCGAAUCGCGUUGUGGGUCAUGCAACGUCAUGUGA